AUGCCCAUUGACAAAAAUAUUCAGAAGAAAUUGAACAAAUUUCUAGGACCAGAGUUCUUAGCAGUGAGACAGGGAGCAGGUGGAAGCAAAUUAACGUACGUGGAAGGCCACAUGGUCAUCGAAAUGGCCAACCGAAUCUUUGGCUAUAACGGGUGGAAAACAAAAAUAAAAAAGUUGAAACAGGAAUACUGCGAUGAUAAGGAUGGCAAGGUGUCAGUUGCAUACACAUGUAUAUGCAGAAUAAUGCUAUCAGAUGGAACUACGAAGGAGGAUGUUGGUCUUGGCCAUGCUGAGAAUCAAAGAAGUAAGGCGCUGGCAAUAGAAAAGGCAACUAAAGAAGCAGUUACGGAUUCGUUUAAACGAGCAUUUAGACAAUUUGGAAAUGUGUUAGGUAACUGUUGCUACGACAAAGGGUACAUUGGAACUGUUUCGAAGAUGAAAAAACCAGUAGAGAAACCUGACUACUCAAAUAUGCUGAGAAAGACGGACCUAUUUAAUGAAGAGCACGUUAUAAAUGAGAGUGAAAUACCUGAAGACUUCUUUGCGACAAACAAAUAA
Molecule: messenger RNA, 558 nt
Organism: Enterospora canceri
Lineage: Eukaryota; Fungi; Microsporidia; Enterocytozoonidae
Source: the annotation of a GenBank genome assembly